AUGCUCAAAAAACGAUCGUCGUCAUCGUCGUCGUCGUCCUCGUCCAUAUUCGGUGGCGUCCCCGAUGUGCUCUUCCAGAUCCUCAGCGUGAGCGAUGCCUCCACCAUCCCGGUCGUGUGCCGCCUCAACAGAGCGACCUACAAUACGAUCAAAUGCAACGAGUCCAUGAUAUGCAACUCCUACCUCCGCUAUCAUGACAUCCCGCCCUUCGACCCCAUUCUGAUGAUGGAUCGCACGACGGGGAAACCGCAGCCCCUGACCAUCCGCAAUCUUCAGAAAUUUCUCCAUCGCCAGGAUACGGCGCGGCGGCUGGCUUCCCGCAUCGCGCGAUCUGGCUGGGGAGCGUGGUGGGCGAUCAAGGACACGGAAAUGGACGAUGAAGCUGACCUGUUCCGCCAGCGGGUGGAAAGAGGCCUGUAUGUCAUUCUCCAUAUGGCCGACAUCGUUCGCGAAGUCGAGAGGAUGAAGCUCCCCGCGGAUAAGACGUGUCCCAUUGCGCUCGGCGUCCAUCGCAACCUCGUGUGCAACCGGUUACCAUGCGCCUCGGAACCGCGCAAGAAGGGCGUGCUGGCGUUUGUGCGCCACAUCCAGCAUAUCUACCGAGUGCUGGUGCGCAAGGCCCAGCAUCGGGAAAUUGGUAAGAGACGGUUGAUCUUCCGGUCAUUUCUGAACGAGGAGCAGGAGGUCGACUUCCACAUCGCGCUGCAGAUGCUGCGGCUGUUUCUGGAUACCAUUCUUUUCGCGCACAGCCCAGAUGACGGCAAUAUCCAGAUCGAGGACUGCAGUAUCGUAUGCUGGUUCCUCCUGCGACAACCGGCCCAUGCCCUGUCUCGCAUCUUCCUGGAGUUGCCCGAUGCCAAAUGCUGCAGCGUGGAGGAUCGAGCGCGCAAGGACAACUUGGUGUGCAACUACGCGGCAGAGCUGAAGGAGUACUGGGACGCGUGGAAUGGGGAUAGGCAUUUGGACUGCAAGCGGUGCGAGGCCUGGCUCCGCAGCUGGAGCGUGGACAUGAUCCUGAACGACCGUUUCGGACAGAAAUACGACCGGCAGGCCCGAGAAUGGGUGAAACAGAUGCGCGGCGAAGGCGACUCGCUAUCGCGAAUGGAUUGA
Messenger RNA from Rasamsonia emersonii CBS 393.64, 1110 nucleotides. RefSeq lists its product as uncharacterized. Bases 1 to 1110 code for a protein of 369 amino acids. The record is from RefSeq and is a predicted model, not a curated record. Lineage: Eukaryota; Fungi; Ascomycota; Eurotiomycetes; Eurotiales; Trichocomaceae. The transcript has a single exon.